CGUAUCGGCUACCUUCUUCAUGUUCUCACUUUCUCGCCUUAGAUUUUUUUUUCCAAACAAGCCCUGGACUGAGAAACGCCGAGAAAAUCAUAGAAAAUUUCAAGUCUUCGGUUCUACCGAUUGAAGAAAACGUUGCAGAAGCUGGAAACCACCGCCGUCUUAACGGAGUCGGAUCCGUCACUGAGACCGUGAAAUCUGGCAUGGUUAUUGGAAGAAGCCGUAGGUUAUUUUAGGGUUUGAUAAUUCGGGUAAAAAGGAGAAAAACGGUGGCGUUUUGUUGGGGGUGAUGCCGCCUCAUGCGAUUUGAUGCCGCCUGAACCGUUUCCUUGGGAUCGGAAGGAUUUUUACAAGGAGAGGAAGCACGAGAGGACGCAGUCGCUGCCUCAGCAGCUACUGACGGCACGAUGGAGAGACUCUUCGAUGUCGCCUUAUCAGAAUGGGUCUUUUAGAGAAUUUACUCGUUGGGGAUCCGCUGAUUUCCGUCCUCCUCCUGGUCAUGGUAGGCAGGGCAGUUGGCACCUGUUUGCUGAGAAAAAUGGCGGUCAUGGAUAUGUUCCAUCACGAUCGGGUAACAAGAUCUUGGAUGAUGAGAAUUUCCGUCAGUCAGAUUCUCGUGUAGAUGGGAAAUAUGGUCAAAACAGUAGGGAAAACUACAGAGGGUCUUAUAGCCAGAGAGAUUGGAGAGGUCAUUCUUGGGAAAGCUGCAAUGGGUCCCCAAGCACGCCUGGGAGGCCUCAUCAUGUCAAUAAUGAGCGGAGGUCCAUGGAUGAUAUGUCAUCCUACCAUUCUCAUAUUCAUUCCGACUUUGUGAACACAUGGGAUCAACAUCAAAAAGGCCAGCAUGAUAAUAAGACAGGUGCUGUAAAUGGGUUAGGCACAGGUCAAAAAUGUCAGAAAGAGAAUUCAGUAGGCUCAGUUGAUUGGAAGCCUCUGAAGUGGAGUCGCUCUGGAAGCUUGUCUUCACGGGGUUCGGGCUUUAGCCAUUCAGGUAGCUCAAAGUGCUUAGGAGGUGUAGAUUCUGGUGAAGGGAAACAUGAGUUGCAACAGAAAAAUUUGACCCCUGUCCAGUCUCCUUCCGGAGAUGCAGCAGCCUGUGUCACAUCUGCUACACCUUCUGAUGAGACAAUGUCAAGAAAGAAGCCACGCCUUGCGUGGGGUGAGGGUCUGGCCAAGUAUGAGAAAAAGAAAGUUGAAGGCCCUGAUACAAUCACAGACAGAGGUGGGGCUAUGAUUUCCGUCUGUAAUACAGAGUCUAACAAUUCUCUGAGUUCUAACUUGGUAGAUAAGAGCCCCAGAGUCCUUGGAUUUUCUGACUGUGCUUCUCCUGCAACUCCUUCAUCUGUUGCUUGCAGUUCCUCGCCUGGUGUGGAAGAAAAAUCAUUUGGCAAAGCUGCAAAUAUUGACAAUGAUAUUAAUUUAUGCGGUUCUCUAAGUAUUGGGUCUCAAAUUCAUCUAGAAGGAUCAUCUUUUAAUUUAGAGAAUUUGGAUAUCAAUUCAAUUAUUAUUAAUAUGGGCUCUUCACUUGAUUUGCUUCAACAUGAUGAUCCUUGGACAGUAUAUUCUAGUUUUGUUCGCUCUACUGCAAUAAACAAGUUGCUACUACUGAAAGGUGAUGUUUUAAAGGCUUUGGAGAUGACUGAAUCUGAAAUUGAUUCGCUUGAAAAUGAAUUCAAAUGGUUGAAAGGUGAUUCUAGAAGUGAAUGUCCUUGCCCAGCAACAUCUAGUUCUCUUCCUGCUGAGGAACAUGGGAGAGCAUGUGGGGAACAAGAGGCUCCAUCCAGUAUGAUCCCUCGACCUGCCCCUCUGAAGAUUGACACUUGUGCUGAUCCUCUUGUGAAGAACCUGCCCCUUUGUAAUGCUGUCCUGGAAGAAGUUAAUGAUGUUAAAGAUGAGGAUAUUGAUAGUCCUGGAACAGCAACAUCUAAAUUUGUGGAACCAUCGUCUUUGGAGAAAGCAGUUUCUCCGUCUGAUAUUGUGAAGCUCCACGAGUGCUCCGGUGAUUUGGGUUCUGUUCAAUUGAAGACAACAGAGGUGAUUUUAGCUACUGGUUCAGGUAAUGAAGGGACUGCGGCGACCAUUUCUGUGGAAGGCAGUCUGCUUCGAAAGAUUGAUAAUGAUGCACCUGUUUCUGAAUCUUCAAGCUCUGAUGCUGGUGGAGAGAAUGUUAUGUACAAAACAAUAUUGGCUGCUAAUAAGGAGUUGGCUAAUGUAGCUUCUGAAGUAUUUAAUAAACUAUUGCCAAAAGAUUUCUAUGGUGUUGCAAUUUCUGAAAUUGCUAAUGUAGCACAUAUGCAGUCUGAUACCACAAUCAGGGGAAAAAUUACAAUGAGGAAACAUUACUUAAGAUUUAAGGAGAGAGUUUUGGCACUUAAAUUUAAAGCAUUUCAAAAUGCACGGAAGGAAGACAUGCGUUUGCUUUCGAUGAGACAAUGCCGUGUGAAGGCUCAGAAGAAGUAUGAAUUAAGUUUACGUUCAAUUCAUGGUGGCUACCAAAAGCAUCAGUCCUCCAUUCCUUCUCGAGUCACUUCUCCUGAUGGAAAUCUGGUCCUGGAACCUAGUGCAGAGAUGAUCAAUUUUACCAGCAAACUACUUCUAGAUUCCCAUGGCAGGACUCACAGGAAUGAUUUGAAAAUGCCCGCAUUAAUUUUGGAUGAUAAAGAGAAGAAGGUUUCAAGGUUUAUCUCUAGUAACGGAUUGGUUGAAGAUCCAUUAACUAUUGAGAAGGGAAAAGCUUUGAUCAAUCCUUGGACAUCAGAGGAGAAGGAAAUUUUUAUAGAUAAGUUGGCUGCCUUUGGGAAGGACUUCAGAAAGAUUGCCUCCUUUCUUGAUCACAAGACUACUGCAGACUGUGUUGAGUUCUAUUACAAGAAUCACAAGUCUGAAUGUUUUGAGAAAACAAAGAACAAGAAUGAUCCCAGUAAGCAGGGGAAGUCUGAUGUAAAUACCUACUUGUUGACAUCUGGGAAAAAACGGAGCCGUGAAAAUGCAGCAUCGCAUGAUAUUCUCAGUGCAAUUCCUGUUAUAGCCUCUCAUGCCGAAAGUAGCAUUCAAAACAGGCAUAAAUCUUCUGGUAGGAUCCUUUUAGGAGGGAGGUUUGUUUCUAAAAAUUCUCGAGUUGAUGAUAGCUUUGCUGUAAGGUCAUCUAAUUUUGAUAUUGCUGGAAGUGAUGAAGAUACCGUUGCUGCUGAUGUUUUAGCUGGUAUAUGCGGUUCUUUCUCUUCAGAGGCAAUGAGUUCCUGUAUCACUAGUGCUGGCCCUGGAGAGGGCUACCAUCAUGACCGGAAGUGCCACAAAGUUGAGUCUGUGGUUAAAAAGCCCUCAACAUCUGAUGUCUUGCAAAAUGUCGAUGAGGAUAUUUGUUCAGAUGAGAGUUGUGGGGAAAUGGUUUCUGCUCAUUGGACUGAUGAGGAAAAAUCCAUCUUUAUACAGGCUGUCUCAUCUUAUAGUAAGGAUUUUGAAAUGAUUUCACGAUAUGUUAGUACAAGAUCCAGGGAUCAGUGCAAGGUUUUCUUUAGCAAGGCUCGUAAAUGCCUUGGACUUGACUCGAUACACCCAACAGCAAGAAACACUUGUAUUCCCAUGAGUGAUGAUGCCAAUGGUGGUGGGACUGAUACAGAAGAUGCUUGUGUCCAAGAGAGCUCGGUUAAUUGUGGUGAUAAGUUGGGAUCUAAUGCGGAAGACGACUUACCUCCCACUAUCAUGAGCAUGAAUGUGGAUGAAUCGGAUCCUACCAGGGAAGUGAGUUUGCAAACUGAUCUGAUCAUGUCAGAGGGAAAUGACGGGAGGCUAGUAGAUGACCAAAACCCUGAGGCAGUGAAAGCUAUUUUUUCUGAUGUAGACCCAACUGGGCCAAUUCCUGAAGGUGGUACUGAUGAUAUGGAUGUUGAGAGCAAACAGGCUGAAUCACUGCAGGUUCAGAUAAGUGUUGCUUUGGCCAAUUUAAGUACCCUAAGAAAGCACGUUGUUGAACGGGAUGUUUCUCUUGCUGGAUCUGCAUCUCAUGGGGGUUCAGCCGAUCCUUGUCUUUCUAGUUUAGAUGCUUCGGUUGAGCCUAAAUCUGAUGCUGCUUGGUCUACUGAGGGGUUUGGAAAUAAUUUGGAGGCACAGAAAAUAUCGUCGUCUAAAAAUGGUACGAAUGAAUGUGAUGCAAAAUGCAGUGCAGAGACUGGCAGACAAAUUAUAUGUAGGCCAGUUUCAAAUAGAACUGGUGAUGAGUCCAUUGAUAAAAAAUUUGACGCUAAAGUUCUGCAUCAAGUCCCUCUUGACUUGGGUUCUGCUGGAAAGCCUUCUAUCAUAUUAACUCCUGAUGAAAGCUCUUUUGCUAAAAUUUCUGCAUUACAUGAUUCCGAUACCUCUCAAUGUGAGAGCAUAUGCAACCAAGAUAAGUUGUCAUCGACACUUGCUCUUCCGGAGAAGGAAGACGGACAUUCUCACAAAUUUGUUAGUGGGCAUGUGUCUGAGCAAUAUUCUGGAAAGCCCUUGGUGAAUCUUGCUGAACUGCAAAUCUCAACUUUGAAAGCAAUAAAUGAUGAUAUAGGGCGUAGUCAGUUGCCUGAAGUUAAAAGGCUUUCACCAUUGGAAAGGGGUGUUACUGGUUCAUUUUUGGCUCAUGAUUAUCUUCAUAAGUGCAAUGGUCCAAAACCAGCAGCUGAGCUUCCACGACUGGUACCAAAAUUAGAGCAAGCAAACAGUCGGCAGAAAUCCCAUUUUCGGAGUCUGUCGGAUACAGAAAAACCUUGCAGGAAUGGGAAUGUCAAGCUGUUUGGUCAGAUACUCAAUUCAAGCUCCCGAGACGAUGAAAAGGUGGCCCAUUUCUCGAAACAAAGGGCGAAGUAUUCAGAUUUGAACUUGACAGAUUGUAGAAAUGUUGAUGAAAAUGGAUCUUUGCCAAAAUUCGACCAAAACAUCAUUUUUGCACCCGAAAAUGUUCCCAAGAGAAGUUAUGGUUUCUGGGAUGGCAACAGGAUGCAAACUGGGUUGUCAUCUUUGCCAGACUCUGCUAUUUUAGUGGCAAAGUAUCCUGCUGCUUUUGUUAAUUACCCUUCAUCGUCAUCUCAAAUGGAGCAGCAGGCAUCACAGACUGUUGUUCGGAAUAUCGACAGAAACUUGAAUGGCGUUUCAGUUCUUACUCGAAGGGAAAUAAACAGCAACGGCUCUGUGAUGGAUUAUCAAGCGUACAGGGGCCAUGAUUGUACCAAGGUAGCACCAUUUACCGCAGAUGUAAAGCAGCAACACGGUAUGUUCUCCGAGAUUCAAAGACAAAAUGGCUUGGAAGCAAUCUCGAAUUUACAGCAGCAGGGAAGGGGAAUGGUUGGAAUGAAUGUAGUGGGGACUGGAGGAGUCGUUGUAGGGGGCUCGUGCUCAAAUCUCUCUGAUCCCGUAGCGGUGCUCAGGAUGCAGUUUGCGAAAGCGGAACCAUAUGGUGGGCAGAACGGGAGCAGAACGAGGGAAGAGUCAUCGUCGUGGAGAGGUAAUGGGGACAUGGACAUACGCAGGUAGCAGAAACCAAAUUCCUGAGCAGCAAAUAACUCUUUGCUGCACACUGUAUAAUAUUUUUUUUUGUUGUAUUUGUUUCUAAUGAAAAUCACGAUGAUAAGGGCAAGCAGUCAAGUCCAGAAAGUCUUUUUUUUUUCUGGUAAGAAAGAAAACAUUUUAGGUGGCCUUUGUAAUAUUUGCAGCAGCAGUCUUUGUAUUUGUUGUAAUUGAUGGAAAAGUACACAAAAAUAAUCUGUCAAAAGUUUAGG
Messenger RNA from Hibiscus syriacus, 5744 nucleotides. RefSeq lists its product as uncharacterized. The transcript is spliced from 5 exons. The record is from RefSeq and is a predicted model, not a curated record. Bases 307 to 5499 code for a protein of 1730 amino acids. Lineage: Eukaryota; Viridiplantae; Streptophyta; Magnoliopsida; Malvales; Malvaceae.